CGCUGUGCUGUCAACGCUGAGCGCUCUUAUACUCUUUUUCCGAAUCAGCUUCACCACAACCCCCGGGCCUCCUUACCUUCCUUCUACCCACGAUUACUCUUCUCUGGACGCGGGGCUAGAUCUUAUCUUCGCUGUGCGUCCUCGUUUGCUCAUCGCGGCGUGCUAGGUUUUCCGAGGCUCGUCUCCACACCCUCUGUCCGACGUCCCUUCUCGAGCACCAGACCAGCAGCCAUGGCAGCUACCAAGAUCGAUGGCACCCAGAUUGCCAAGAAUAUUCGCGAGGGAUUGAAGACUGAGAUCCGCCAGAUCCAGGAAUCUAACCCCAGAUUCAAGCCUAGUCUGGUUAUCUUCCAGGUGGGCAACCGAUCGGAUUCCAGCACUUAUGUGCGCAUGAAGUUGAAGGCUGCUGAGGAGACAAACAUCCUCUGCAAAAUCAUCAAUUUUCCCGAGUCCGUUACACAGCCUGAAGUUUUGCAAGAGAUCACCAAAGCCAACAAUGACCCUUCGGUGCAUGGUAUCCUGGUCCAGCUGCCCCUCCCCAAGCACUUGUCUGAGCACACUAUUACUUCCGCUGUUUCGGACGAGAAGGAUGUUGAUGGAUUCGGUGCGAUCAAUAUUGGCGAGCUGGCUAAGCGAGGUGGCCGGCCCCUUUUCCUUCCUUGCACCCCUAAGGCGGUCAUGAAGCUCCUACAGGAGAGCGGCGUCGACCCUGCUGGUAAGGAAGCCGUGGUUCUUGGUCGCAGUGAUAUCGUCGGAAGCCCCGUCAGCUACUUGCUGAAGAAUGCUGAUGCAACCGUCACCCUGUGCCACUCGAAAACCCCCGAUAUCGCUAGAAUCGUGAAGAGUGCCGACAUUGUUGUUGCCGCCAUUGGUCAAACCGAGUUUGUCAAGGGCGAGUGGCUCAAGCCCGGUGCUGUCGUCAUUGAUGUUGGUAUCAACUACAAGGCCGAUGCUACUCGCAAGUCUGGACAGCGACUUGUAGGAGAUGUUGAUUACGAGUCUGCCGUCCAGGUUGCCUCUCAGAUCACCCCCGUUCCCGGUGGUGUUGGCCCCAUGACGGUGGCCAUGCUGCUGGAGAAUGUGGUGACUGGGGCUAAGGCAUACUUCGAGAAGCAGAAGGAUAGACACAUCACUCCUCUUCCCAUCAAGUUGGCCAGCCCCGUGCCCUCUGAUAUUGCUAUCUCCCGCGCGCAGUAUCCCAAACAGAUCACCCAGCUCGCUUCGGAAAUUGGUAUUGCUCCCCACGAGCUCGAACCAUAUGGCCAUACCAAGGCAAAGGUCAGUCUCUCUGUUCUGGACCGCCUAUCCCACCGCCGCAAUGGCCGGUACAUUCUGGUCUGCGGUAUCACCCCUACUCCUCUCGGUGAAGGCAAGUCGACUACUACCUUGGGUCUGUCCCAAGCACUUGGUGCUCACCUGAACCGUAUUGUGUUCGCCAACGUGCGACAGCCCAGUCAGGGCCCAACCUUCGGUAUCAAGGGUGGAGCUGCCGGUGGAGGUUACAGUCAGGUUAUCCCGAUGGACGAGUUCAACCUGCACUUGACUGGCGACAUCCACGCUAUCACUGCCGCUAACAACCUUCUUGCGGCCGCCAUCGAGACCCGCAUGUUCCAUGAGGCUACCCAGAAGGAUGGCGCCCUCUACAAGCGUUUGGUCCCUGUCAAGAAGGGCAAGCGCGAGUUCCAGCCCAUCAUGUACCGAAGACUCAAAAAGUUGGGUAUUACCAAGACCAACCCAGACGAACUGACGGAGGAAGAAGUCCGCCGAUUUGCUCGCCUUGACAUCGAUCCUGAGACCAUCACUUGGCGUCGUGUUCUCGAUGUCAACGACCGGCAUCUACGCGGAAUCACCAUUGGGCAGGCACCCACUGAGCGCGGUCUGACGCGCGAGACUGGAUUUGAUAUCUCGGUCGCCAGCGAGUGUAUGGCAAUUCUUGCUCUGAGCAAUAGCCUUGAAGACAUGCGCGAGAGACUGGGCCGCAUGGUCGUUGCCACCUCCCGGAACGGUGACCCCGUCACUUGCGACGACAUUGGUGCCGGUGGAGCUCUUGCGGCUCUCAUGAAGGAUGCAAUCAAGCCCAACUUGAUGCAGAGUUUGGAAGGUACCCCUGUGCUGGUUCACGCUGGUCCCUUCGCCAACAUCAGUAUUGGCGCCAGCUCUGUCAUUGCCGACAAAUUGGCCCUGAAGCUCGCGGGUACCGAGCCGGAUGAGGAUCAUGAUGCCCGCACGGGCUUCGUUGUCACUGAGGCCGGCUUUGACUUCACUAUGGGCGGUGAGCGCUUCUUCAACAUCAAGUGCCGGUCCUCCGGUCUGUCCCCCGAUACUGUAGUCAUUGUGGCUACUGUUCGUGCCUUGAAGGUGCACGGUGGCGGUCCUGAGAUCACCCCUGGCGCUGCUCUCCCCGAAGUGUACCGGACUGAGAACGUCGAUAUCUUGCGCAAGGGUUGCAUUAACUUGAAAAAGCACAUUGAGAAUGCCCGCCAGUAUGGUGUGCCCGUGGUGGUGGCAAUCAACCGCUUUGAGACUGACACAGAGGCUGAGAUUGCUGUCAUUCGCGAGGAGGCCAUUGCGGCCGGCGCGGAGGACGCGGUCCCCGCUAACCACUGGGCCGAGGGCGGAGCCGGUGCAGUGGAUCUGGCCAAGAGUGUGCUUGCGGCUAGCUCCAAGCCCAAGGACUUCAAGCUGUUGUAUGACCUGGACGGCACCAUCCAAGAGCGGAUUGAGCGGAUCGGCCAGGCUAUGUACGGCGCGGAGAAGGUCGAGUUCAGCGAGUUGGCCCAGAAGAAGGUCGACACCUACACUGCCCAAGGCUUUGGCAAUCUCCCUAUCUGCAUUGCGAAGACGCAGUACUCGCUCAGUCACGACCCUGCUCUCAAGGGUGCCCCUACUGGGUUCACCGUCCCCAUCCGUGACGUUCGGUUGGCGGUUGGUGGAGGCUAUCUGUACGCUCUUGCGGCAGACAUUCAGACCAUUCCGGGGCUGCCCACUGCCCCUGGCUACUUGAAUGUGGAUAUUGAUCCCGAGACUGGGGAGAUUGAUGGUCUUUUCUAGACGGUCCAUCGGUACGGACAAUAGACCCACUUUAGGUGUGGGACAACGGGUUCUUGUAUAGAUUCACUUUUCUCUAUUAUCUUGUUGAUUUUCAUGGUUCUGGAUGAUGAUACACCGAUAUGAUGGGCGUAGGAGCAUUGGAGGGAUCGAUAACUUCAACAUUAAAAGCGUGGCUCAUUCAUUAGGGCCGACAAACCUCCGCUCGCAAGCUAUAGGAUAGAUAUGCUAUCUUCAACAAAAUAGAAUGGAAUCAGAGGCAGAUGU
This is a messenger RNA of Aspergillus saccharolyticus JOP 1030-1, 3315 nucleotides long. Its product is annotated as C-1-tetrahydrofolate synthase. Gene Ontology annotation, cellular component: cytosol. Lineage: Eukaryota; Fungi; Ascomycota; Eurotiomycetes; Eurotiales; Aspergillaceae. The coding region runs from base 232 to 3051 and encodes 939 amino acids. Gene Ontology annotation, molecular function: methenyltetrahydrofolate cyclohydrolase activity; ATP binding; formate-tetrahydrofolate ligase activity. Gene Ontology annotation, biological process: tetrahydrofolate interconversion. The transcript is spliced from 5 exons. The record is from RefSeq and is a predicted model, not a curated record.